Linum tenue is the source of this 438-nucleotide messenger RNA. The record is from the annotation of a GenBank genome assembly. Lineage: Eukaryota; Viridiplantae; Streptophyta; Magnoliopsida; Malpighiales; Linaceae.
GGAUAAUCCCCCACUCACCUCUGCACUACCCUAUACUUUAUAUCCUUUUCAUACGCAACCUUCUCUUCCUCUCUCCUUCCUUUGCAGCUGCUUUUCAUAACUCCUGCACAAAUCACCCUCUCAACAAGCAUUUUGGUUGGAUCCCAAUCUUUCUUCCAUCCUUCAAUCUCAUGUUUCUUACACUCUUUAUGGCGGAAUCCCAGGUCCCGAUCUCUCCCUCUCUCCGCCGUUGCAGAAGAAUUAAAAGAGAGGAAUCGUUUGGGAAGAGGAAGACGAUGGAGAGGCAUCGGUUGUCAUUCUGUUUUGGCCGCGAUGGGCUACGCGACGAUGAGAAAGGGGAGAUCGGUCGGAGGGAUUCGGCCGAUCAGCGGGGAUGAUAGAGAAGACCGAUACAUCACAGAGGGGCCAGAGAGAAGAGACAGGUGUUCGGCGACGAGG